CGAGCACUUCGCGGGAGUGAAAGCAACUUGCUGUCAUCAGAAACCUACAGCUUCAUCUUCACGAGCGCACCUAACUGCCGACCUGACAAAACCGACGCAGCCUUUCCUUCCUCCUGCUGCGGAAUAACAUGAGCGGACGUCUGACGAGGUGUUUUUAAAGCACGACACGCAUCCGGUGUCAAGAGCGUCGCAAACCUGGAAUAACAUCUGAACGUCGCCGACUUCCAACCCGUUUUAAAGGCAGUAUCUGGUAUGGCCCGUCCAGAGAUGGAAAGAAGGGCGGGUGAUCGCAGCCCCGGAGCUCCAAAUGGAGGAUGUAGGAUGGAGGUGCUGCGGCAGGACGCCUGGCCCUGCCACCGGCACCGAACCAUCGCUACACAAACCAGCACUGUCUUGCCACCGCUAACCCAAGUCCCCACACAAGAUGCCUUCAGCUCGGACAGCGUCCCGCAGCAGGACAAUCCACUCAGGGAUAACACAGGUGCAGAACAGGAACUCUCCAGCUCGAGAGAAAGGCAGCUUCCCCUGCCCGAUCUGCUCCCAGACAGCCACAGCUCGUCCGAAGACUCGACGUCCAGCAGCUCCACGGCCGAGGACGAUCCCAGGCUGGAGGAGGAGGCGGUAGAGAGGGUGGCCCUACAGCUGAGGACCAUCGGAGACCAAAUGAACGCCGUUUUCCUCCAGAGGAAUGCCGUCCCACGCUGGCAGAACUGGAGAGGCCUGUACCACGGGCUCUUUGCAUUCGUCGCCGACACCAUCAAUGCCCUUUACCAGCACGGCCUCAGAUAAACAGACGGGUUACGUCACAGGAAGAGUGCGGGCGCUCUCCUGCCGACCACUUAAAGACUCCGGGACUUUUCUGCAGGAUCAGAUGUCGUGUUUAUGGUUUUUUUUUUUUGUACAUCUUUUCCCAUGGAUUCUCAUGUAGCAUUAGUGACUGAAGCGUGUGUCCCGAUAUAGACGUCAGUGGGAGCAUGUGGCUCUCGGUGCAUUUGCAUCAAACUCUUUUGCAUCUUUAACUGCAAUGCUGGGAAGUUUCAUCAAUCCGGGCUGCUCUCAAGCAAACCAAUUGAUUAGAUCUGCGUAGCGCCUCGGGCCCAGAAGUGCUGUGCCGUGUCGUGGGUUCUCCUCUCAGCUGCCUUACAGGAGCAAUAACUGCGCUGCACUAUCAGUCGCCACUGACCCGCACACCAUUAAUGGAAAAUGGGUGAUAAUCGAGAUAAUGGUAUGCUCACGCACUAUACUAAUGGAGCACAGUUGGAUCGUGCCUUGCUAGCGCUGAUUUUCAGCUCUUUGUGUACUAAAGCCAUCAGGGACAAUCACUGGAUGGUGUGUGGGUCAAGCGAACCUGUUGCCCCCAUCUGAAUCUAUACUUCGGGACACAAAUUUGCCACUUAAUUCAAAGAUUGGUCUUCCUCCAAUGGAGGUACAGGAGUGAGGCUGGAAGCCUUGUGGGAAAGCCAGACCACUAGUUAUUGAAAUGGCUGGAGAGCAGUGUUAAUAUUUGUAUCAAUUACAAGUGUACAUAUUUUUUUGAGGAAGAAAGGACAGGAUGGAAUAAAAUUGGAGGUUUGUUUUUUAUGUGGUUUGUAUAUUUUGAUGAAAUGACCUUAAAGUACUUAACAUUAAGUUCCUCUUUUUCAGUUUCUGUUUAUUGUUUUUGCUCUUCGAAUAGUUUUUUUGGACCAGCACUGGAAAGCAGUUGUUUUAAAAUCCAGUGGAUUUCUGCUUAUUUGCAAUUUAUUUGAUUAGAUUUAAAUGUAAAAAAAAAAAAAAAUCCCCAUAAAAAUGUACCUUGCGCAUAGAAUUCUCAAGUAAAUAUUUGAGAAGCACAAGCUAAUUUAUUUUGUAUGUCCAUCUUGGUUAUUUUGAUGAUUGUUAUAGACAAAAAUGUUCGGCGAUGAGCAAGUGGAUUGAAUAAGCAUGGAGAUAUUCAUUAGUGUUGUGUUUUACGGACCAAAUAUCUCUGUAUCUUAUUUGUCAACGUUCCCCUUUAAUUUGUUACAUAAAUCCAUUCAUAUUUUUUUUUCUGCUCUAAUUUAUUUGUCUACAUUAAGGACUAAACUGAGCCAAAAUUCCAUGAUACUUGAACAGACGUGUUCUCUAUGAAUCAACGUGUCAGAUCCAGGUCUUUCUGGGAUUUUUACAGAUACAUAACACUGUUAGGGGUUUCAAGCACUUCCUUUAGAAACCACAUUUAAAAAAACUGUGGCAAGUCAGUGGGAAAACUCUUUAAACCACUCACAUUUCUGCUUGCUUUGGCUUUGUAAUAUCGGUACAGAAUUCUCAUUGCAUAUUGUGGAGCAGAGAUGUCUUUCCUGUGGCUGCCUGUCUCAUGACUUCCUGUAAAAGUUGUGUGGUCUCUUUCCUGUGGCCACCUUGUGACUUCUCAUCGAUACAUGCGUUCUCCGAUGCAGAAAGGCCUUAUUUGUACUGUCAGAUUUACACUAAACUCAUGUCGCUCAUUUUCUAGCUUUGUACUUUUGCCAUUUGAAAUUUUCUAUGUAAAAUUUCUAUAUGAAUUUUGUAUUGUUUUUUUUUCCUUACCAUUUUCAAUAAAUAUGACAAUUUCAACAGUG
Puntigrus tetrazona (Sumatra barb) is the source of this 2579-nucleotide messenger RNA. It is a transcript of the gene bbc3, whose product is annotated as BCL2 binding component 3. Gene Ontology annotation, biological process: intrinsic apoptotic signaling pathway; positive regulation of release of cytochrome c from mitochondria; positive regulation of apoptotic process. The record is from RefSeq and is a predicted model, not a curated record. The coding region runs from base 253 to 789 and encodes 178 amino acids. Lineage: Eukaryota; Metazoa; Chordata; Actinopteri; Cypriniformes; Cyprinidae. Gene Ontology annotation, cellular component: mitochondrion. The transcript is spliced from 4 exons.